Messenger RNA from Homalodisca vitripennis (glassy-winged sharpshooter), 1777 nucleotides. RefSeq names its product histone acetyltransferase KAT6A-like. NCBI's taxonomy places the organism in Eukaryota, Metazoa, Arthropoda, Insecta, Hemiptera, Cicadellidae. The record is from RefSeq and is a predicted model, not a curated record. The transcript has 6 exons. Bases 59 to 1066 code for a protein of 335 amino acids.
UUGAAUUUUAUCAGUUCGUCAAUAACAUUAUCUUUCACAAUUUUGACAUUUGCACAACAUGUCAUACUCAAGCAAUUUCAGAAAUGUUUUGGGAAGAAAUGUAUCACCUUCAACAGGAGGCAAUCAGAGGUUCCAGUCUAACUUUGUUGGAAAUCCACACUUUCAAUCAAAUUCCUCAACAAUGGGCUCCUCUGCACAGCCAAGAACUCCAAUGAUCUACCCCCAACAAUUCAUGACAAGGAACCAGCUUCCUGAAUCUGAACCCAUGUCAGAAUGCUCCGAGUUGGCCAUGGCGGGAGUGACAAGAUCACCAUCGACUCCACUCUACCGGACGAUGCCUCAAGCAGGACUUCCUCCCCCUCAGCAGCAAAGAGUCAAUCAGAUGAGGGGACGGGAUCCCCCGUACAAACGACCAGUCUCCGCAUAUUCACUGCCACCUCUAUCCCCCCGCUCUUUGCCACCACCAUCCCCCCGCUCUCUGCCAUCUUUCACCCCCCAUUAUCUGUACCCCCCACCCCCACCCAUGUUCUUCCCCAACUACAAUCCUGACCAGUCCUUCGCAAUGCAGACUGUGGCUUCUACCUCGACAUCUGUGGUACCAGUGCAAAAUUCCACGGCCACGAAAUCCAGCAGCGGUUCCAAGAAAACCCCUUCUAAACCUAAAAUAAGUUCAGUGAGCCGCAAGAGAUUCUUUAUCGGCUCCAUUGAUCAGGUGGUUCGCUGGCACAAGAUGGCCAAGGAGGCACAAUUGCAUACCAUUUACGAAAUAACAGCUGUGUUGGACAGUGUAUCUCUCAGUCCCACUGGGCUAUACAGGAUGAUUCUGCGCAGCGAACAAAGAAACGGGACGUUGCCUUUGCAAGCUAUAUUCUACCCGAUUGACCGAGAACUUCCCAAAAUAAAUGUUGGAGAACUGAUCACCUGCGUAGGUCAGAUGGUGGGCUCCAACAAACUGCAGGUGUACAACAUGUGGCAGGUCACCGAGAGUCUGGCAGGGCUCAAGAGAGUCUCCUUCAUCUGCCAGCGGACACUACACGAGACUCACGACACAGUCACAAAGUCUUAGACACUAGUCAACACGAGUAGCAGUAGGUUUAGACAGGUAGUUCUAUAGCAGUAAGUUUUCCUCCCCCCACAAAAUUGUUUGUAGGAAAAAUUAAGUUUAUAGUAAGUCUUAAGUUUGCUUUCAUUAGCUGAUACUAUUUUUAGUACUUGAGACCUCUUUUGAAUUUGCAAUAAUUUACAGUAAUUUUUACUUAAAAUAUUUUCCUGCAUCAUUACUAAUUAUUAAAUUAGUCAAUACUGAAAAUGAAACUAGUAAUAAUAAGUGUAACCAAAAUCUGUCACAAGAUAGAUUAUUCAAUUGCCAUUUGAAUAAUAUUUAUGAAUAAAACUUUCAGUGAGCUCAAUAAAUAAUACUAGCAAUAAUUCCUUCUGUAGUUUAUCGGAUAAUAGAUUGAUACAAAUUUACUUAAUUUAUCUAAAUGAUGCCUCAAUUUUUGUUUUAUGUUUAGUAUGUUGUACUUUUGUCACUGAUUAAAUUAAUUAAUCUAUUGUGAACAAUGUUUGUGCAAUUAAACAAAUGAUUAAAUUUAAUUAGUACUCUUGUAAAUGUAGGGAAUUGUGCUUGUCAUUAGUAUUAAGACUGAAGAAUGUAAUAAUAUUACUUACAAUUUAAUAUGUUAAGUUUGUUAAAUACCAAAAAUUAUUUUAGAUUAUUAAUAUAUAUUAACUAUAUUCUGUUAUUUUGUAAGAAAUAAUAGUCAAUUGUCUCCAU